Messenger RNA from Rhagoletis pomonella (apple maggot), 2793 nucleotides. It is a transcript of the gene Sardh, whose product is annotated as sarcosine dehydrogenase, mitochondrial. Bases 1 to 2688 code for a protein of 895 amino acids. Gene Ontology annotation, molecular function: protein binding; sarcosine dehydrogenase activity. The record is from RefSeq and is a predicted model, not a curated record. Gene Ontology annotation, cellular component: mitochondrial matrix; mitochondrion; cytoplasm. NCBI's taxonomy places the organism in Eukaryota, Metazoa, Arthropoda, Insecta, Diptera, Tephritidae. The transcript has 4 exons.
AUGUUGAAGCUUAGCAGAAAAGCAUUAUUGCAUGGAACGACGAGCCUUUCGUCGAGCACUGCAGCAUCACAGCGCUUCCAUAGUGCUAAGACAGAGUAUACUGUGCCACAAAUACCUACGACGGCAGAUGUGGUUAUCAUUGGUGGCGGUUCGGCAGGAUGUCACACAUUGUAUCACUUGGCAAAGCGAGGCGUGAAGGCGGUGCUGUUGGAGCGUGCCAAGCUAACAGCUGGCACCACCUGGCAUACGGCGGGUUUGAUUUGGCGUUUACGGCCAAAUGAUGUGGAUAUAGAAUUGUUGAAUAAUUCACGAAAUAUGCUGACACAAUUGGAACAGGAUACAGGUUAUGAUCCGGGCUGGAUUCAGAAUGGUGGCAUAUUUAUUGCCCAUACGGAAAAACGACUAAACGAAUACAGACGACUGGCUUCGAUAGGCAAUGCAUUAGGCAUUGAGAAUUACAUACUCGGCCCCGAAGAAACACAAAAGCUGUUCCCACUCCUAGAUCCAAAAGCCUUCAUUGGAGCGCUCUAUUCACCAGGCGAUGGUGUUGUUGAUCCAGCUAUGCUGUGCACAGCUCUAACACGUGGAGCGGUGACGAAUGGUGGCCGAGUUAUUGAAAAUUGUAGCGUCACAGAUCUACUGGUCGAGGACACAGCCAAAGGCAAGAAGUUGAUUGGUGUCACCACGCCCUAUGGUAAUAUCAAAACAGAGAAGGUGGUAAACGCUACAGGCAUAUGGGGACGCGAUUUGGUGCAAAAGCAUGGCUCGCAUUUACCACUCAUCCCCAUGAAGCAUGCGUACAUUGUUUCCGAAUCUAUACCCAGCGUACGUGGUAUACCAAAUGUGCGUGAUCACGACUAUUCCACCUACUUUCGUAUACAAGGCGAUGCCAUAUGUAUGGGUGGUUAUGAACCGAAUCCCAUUCUUCUGGAUUCGGUGCCGGAAGAUUUUAAUUUUGGCCUAUACGAUUUGGAUUGGUCCGUGUUUGAUGUUCAUCUUAAUGGCGCAAUAAAAUUGUGUCCUUCAUAUGGUGAUUAUGGUGUGAAGAGCACAAUAUGUGGUCCGGAAUCGUUUACGCCCGAUCACAAACCACUAAUGGGACCAGACACACAAAUUAGCGGUUUGUAUCAUAAUUGCGGCUUCAAUUCGUCUGGCAUGAUGUUUGGUGGUGGAUGCGGUGAACAAACUGCGCUUUGGGUGAUUAACGGUAAACCAGAAUUGCCCUUAUACGGCUUCGAUUUGCGUCGUUUCACGCUCGCACAAAAUCGUGACACAGAAUGGAUACGCGAGAGAUCGCAUGAGAGUUAUGCGAAGAAUUAUAGCAUGGUAUUCAAGUACGAUCAGCCACUUGCCGGACGAAAUUUCCAGAAAGAUCCGCUACAUGACGAUAUGUUGGCGCAGAAUGCUUUUAUGGAAGAGAAACAGGGCUGGGAAAGGCCUGGAUUUUUCAUGAAACAGAAGGCGGACGUACUGCCUUAUGACUGGUAUGGCAAUUACGGUAAUACAAGACAUGCCAGUAGUGCAUACGAAGAAGUGCUCGAGGGGGACUUGAAGUACGCAAAGUUUUCUGAGCAUCACAAGUUGAUUGGUGAGGAGGCAUUGGCUUGCCGGAAUGCUGCAGUCAUCUUUAAUAUGUGCUACUUUUGUAAACUUAUUAUGGAGGGUCCAGACGCACAAAAGGCUGCUGAUUGGAUAUUUAGUGGUAACACAAGCCGAGACACUAAUAAAACCAUUUACACCUGCGUGCUCAAUAAAAGCGGCGGUGUGGAGGCUGAUGUUACCGUAACGCGUUUGAAUUCUGGCACUGGUGCUGCGUAUGAUCCCAAAUUUACCGGACAGGGAUACUACAUUGUGGCUGGUGGUGCCUCUGCUUUCUACACAUAUUCCACCUUACUCGCGGAGAUACGUGAAAAGGGCUUCAAUGUCACAUUACGCGACGUAACCACCGACUUGGGUGUUAUAUCCAUACAAGGUCCACGCAGUCGUAAUAUUCUUCAACGCAUUAUCGAUUGCGAUCUAUCGAAUGAGCAUAUACCGCCAAAUGGCACCCUCUUAGCUAAUGUGAAGUGCCCAUCAGCGAAUGGCAAGCAGGUGGGCUUACGCGUAUUGCGUGUUAGUUUUGUUGGCGAACUGGGCUAUGAAUUGCACAUACCAAAUGAAGAUUGCUCCGCUGUCUAUCAGUCACUGCUGGCGGUGGGUAGGCAAGAUGGUGUACGAAAUGCUGGUUAUCGUGCCCUCUAUUCGCUGAGCAGUGAAAAAGGCUAUCAUCUGUGGAGUUUCGAUUUAAGGCCUGAUGAUACGCCCAUCGAAGCUGGCCUUUCAUUCACAUGUCGCAAAAAUGGUGACUACAAAGGAAAAGUGGCGAUCGAGCGGCAGCGCAGAGAAGGUGUUAAGAAACGUUUGGUCUACUUGACACUGAACGAACAGGUGCCCAUUUGGGGUUUGGAAGGUGUGUAUCGUAAUGGUGAACCCGUAGGUUUUUUGCGACGCGCUGAAUAUGGUUAUGCGUUGGGGAAAUCAAUUGGCCAGACAUAUGUCAGUCGGAAGGAUGGUCAAGUUGUGAGUGAGGAUUACAUAAAAGAGGGCACGUAUGAGGUGGAUAUUUUAGGCAAACGAUAUAAGGCUGAAUGUCAUGUAAGAAGUCCAUUCGAUCCGAAAAGCAAGCGCAUAUUGGGUAUUUAUGACUGAGCGCUAGGGAAUAAAUUCCAUUAGGUAACACACAUAUCAAAAAUAAGUAUGUAUAUUGAGGUUAAGCACUAAAAAUAAAUUUAAAAAUUUAAUAUAACAUUUUUA